Messenger RNA from Diospyros lotus (date-plum), 743 nucleotides. RefSeq names its product zinc finger protein 6-like. The record is from RefSeq and is a predicted model, not a curated record. Gene Ontology annotation, cellular component: nucleus. Bases 33 to 593 code for a protein of 186 amino acids. NCBI's taxonomy places the organism in Eukaryota, Viridiplantae, Streptophyta, Magnoliopsida, Ericales, Ebenaceae. The transcript has a single exon. Gene Ontology annotation, biological process: trichome morphogenesis; cytokinin-activated signaling pathway; trichome differentiation. Gene Ontology annotation, molecular function: transcription cis-regulatory region binding; DNA-binding transcription factor activity.
CUAGCAUUUACGUUCACGAAUCCAAGUUUCUCAUGGCUGAAGAGAGCAGCAGUAAUAAUACUCCAACAUCCACUGAUCAGAAGGAGAGUAAUUCGGCGGCGUUCAAGCUGUUCGGGUUUCAGCUGAGUGGACGUGAAAGCAAUGGACUAGUGGCUGCAGAGAAAGCAGCAGCAGGCUUUGGUCAAGAAAAGAAGAGGUUUCAGUGUCAGUACUGUGGCCGAGAAUUCACCAACUCUCAAGCACUGGGCGGCCACCAGAACGCACACAAGAGAGAGCGACAAAAGCUGAAGCGUACCCACCACUACUGUCAUGACCACAGUUCACAGACGUUUAUGAUUGGUUCUUCUGCUCCGGCGGUUCUGAUGACCUCCCAUGCAAUCAGAUCAUCAGCUAGAUCCAGCAACGAUAUUGCUCGUUUUGCUGCCUCAGCGGCGGGGGGGUUGGUUUCGUCGCCGACGAUCUCUCAUAAUUUGGGCUCUCCGGUUUAUAUUGGACAGCCGGUGCUGCUUGAUCCCACAAUCCCGUUUCUUGGUAAAUCACAUGAAGGAGACGUAGAUCUUAAUCUCAGGCUAAACCCCUCUCCCUCUAGCUAGUUGAUCCUUCUGCAAGUAAAUUAUUAAUUAAUUAAACCGUCGUCUCUGGCUGGGGAAACAAUCAAUCAUCUACUACUCUCCAUUAAUUAAAGUACUGCUUCCUAUUCCUAUUCCUAUUCCGUAGGAGAAACUUCUUGGCUGCCAUUAUAA